UUUUCAUGUGGGUGGAUGGGCGGGUCGUAGGUUGCCACCUGUUCAAGAGAAACGGUAUAGUUGCAGCCCGAACGUUCAGCCGAGAAUUCGCCACUUGUUGGAUUUUUCUGUGGAUCGUGCAAUCGUAAUCGCAAAAAUGCGUUCAGAUUCACGGAACAAUGUCGAGGAAACGAACUUUGGGAGCAGCAUAAUGACGGCAGGGAUGACGUGUCGCAAGUCCUCAAGAACGUCCUGUCAACGGGAACUCGAACUUACCGACUCAUCGUCGAUCAGCGAUGAUACGUGCACCGGGUCGGACGGACAAGGUCGGAACGGUAGCGGAGCAAUUAGAUCCGGUAACCGGAGGAAGCGCAAAUCCAGUGGCAAAGACAAGAACGUCCGGAGACUAGAAAGCAACGAGAGGGAAAGACUGCGAAUGCACAGCAUCAAUGAUGCCUUUCAGUCGCUUAGGGAGGUGAUACCACACGUCAAGAAGGACCGGCGGCUAUCAAAAAUCGAAACGCUCACGUUGGCCAAAAACUACAUCAUCGCCCUGACCAAGAUCAUAUGUGAAAUGAGAGGUGAACUGGAUCCAUUCAAGGACUCGCAGGAAGGAUCUGGUGGUGCGGCUGUGUCCUCAGACGCCACAAACACCGGACCGUCAUCGUCUAUAGCGGCGGCAACAGCGGCGGCUGCCGAAAUCGACAGACGGCUACAAUUAGCGUUACAAAACUCAGAUGAAUCAAUGGAUCUUUCUUAAUCGAAGACGAAGCAGCCGCCUCCGUGGCCGCCAGUCGCCACCAUCACAACCGCAAAUCCAUCGCAACCACCACCAACCAUACUUCCAUCUUAUUAUUUCCUUAUCCUAUACGUUAAAAUAUUAUUAAAAAAUGUUUGACUAAAUUCAAGUCAGCUUUCUCUGUUUCCGUCAUGUCAUAGAUACCUUUAUACACGAAUACGUUUUCAUUAACGUAAAAGUUACAAAAUUAAAACAUUAAAAAUAACGUACCUACCUAUAGAUACAUAUUAUAGAUGUCCAAAUUGACCAUAGCUUUUUACACAAAAGGUUAUCAAUCAGUAUCUAGUUUUCUAGCCAGUAAAAAAACCGAAACACCAAUACACACUAAACUAUUUAUAACUAUUAUUAUUAUUAAUAUACUAUAUUUUAGGUAUAGAAAAAAAAAUAUUAUAAGUUUAAGUAAAACGUAUAAAAUGGCAUUAUUUUUGGAUUCAUAUUUAUAGUAGGUAAUAUAUAAGUAUACUAUAUUUAUAUUACAUUAAUUUCUGACGGUCUAUGUGACUUAAUAUCUGUAUGCAAUACAGUUAUGAUCUUUACAUGAAAUAAUAUAACAAUAAUAUUUUAUCGUAUGUGAUACGAGGCGAAAAAUGUAAUUUUGUUCGCCUUACCCAUAUUUGAUGUAUUCAUCAAACUGUGAGACAUUAUAUGGCAACUAGCAAAAAUGUGAUUAUAUGUGCGUGUUUAUCAUGAUUUUACCCUUUAAAAAAAUAGUAAUGGAUUUCAAGCUGCUCAAAUAAAUAAUAAAAUCCUCAUUGAUUUUACUCUGGCUCUCUCUAUCUCUCUAUAUGUAUUAUAUAUAGGUACCCCAUAUCCUUAAAAUAACACGUCACAACUGAAAUUAUAUAAAAAAAUAAAAUUUCACAAACACUAAUAAAAUAUUAUUGUUAUUAAUUUAUUUAUCUCAAAGAAGAAUAGAGCCCUAUAGAACCUUGCUGAAAGUACGUCUUUGUGAGAGCCUGAAUGGCUUGAACAUAAAAUAUAAUUAUAUAUUAUAAUUUAUAAUAAAUAAUGAGUAACAGUAUAAUGUGUUUAUUUUUUAGACAUAUUUUAUCUUAAGAGGACGUCAGCGCACUAUUUUUUUUCUCUCUCUGGCCCACGCGUAACAUAGACAAAACUCAUUUACGAAGAAUCACUUUUUCUAUGUUUUUUAGUAAUCUUAGAGUAAAAUCAUCCAUUACAAAAAAGAUAGAGAAUAUUAUUUUUGAAGGAAUGACAUAUCGAUUUUAUAUUUUAUUGUUAUUUGACUUUGUAUUCGACUUUCAAAAUAAACAAAAAAUGUUGUAAAUUUAAAUUAUAUCUAAAUUGUUUUGAGACAAUAUUUAGACAAAUCGAUAUGUCAUUCCCUCAAAAAUAUUAUUCUCUAUAUUUUUUGUGAUGGGUGAUUUUACUCUAAGAUAACUUAAAAAUAUAGAAAAAAUGAUUCUGCGUAAAUGCGUUUUGUCUAUGUUGCGCGUGGGCCAGAGAGAGAAAACAAAUGGUGCGCUAACAUCCCAUUAAUGUAAAUUGUAUUAUGUUUAAACCAUACGUCCAUACAACUAUUAUACAAGCGUGUUUAUAUAAUUAUUGUAUUAUUUAUAUUAGAUGACAAAUAAUACAGAUAAACUGCAAUAUGUCAGUAAAUAGUUAUUAGUUAACUAAUAUUUAAUUUUAUUGAUUUAUAAAUAAUACUUUAAAACACUUAUAACAUAUACACAUUGCUUAAGUCAAUAUCUUGUAUAAUACCUUUAUUAUUUAUAAGACCCAUGCCGGAUUUUGAACUCUAGGUCCUGGGGGUCCCAGGUGUAAAAUAACAAUUUGGGGCCCCUUAAAAACAUGCUAUUAGGAUUCUUACUUAAUUUUAUUAAAAAACAAAUGUAUUAUUAAUUAUGACGUACAGAUAUUUAAAAUAAAUCUUUAGCUGUCCAAAUUAUCAUUUAAAUAUUACUACAGCUCUAAAACAUGAUCAUCAUCUGCGCGCGGUACGAUAUGCUAUUAUGUUUAUGCCGUUUAUGAUACAUUCGAUAUACAUAAUGUCGGAGGUGCUAUUCCAAGUCAACGGGGUCCUAGUGCAAUGCACUGUUUGCAACAACAUAAAUCCAUAAGGGUACCUAUAUAAUACAAGGUACCUAACUCAUAUAUACCUACUGGCUACUAGUCUAUGUAUGAUGAAAGCUUUUAUUACACAUAUUUUAUUACUUAGAAUAACAUUUAGCUUCAAAACUGUUUAUUUUUAACAGCCAUACAUAUUAUGUUAACUGUCUUUAUCUUACAUAAGUUACAUAAAACAUAGUGAUGCUAACAUAUUUAAUGUGGUAUAAUUUAUUGUUAGCAAAAGUCAAUAAAAAUAAAAUUUUUUCUAAGAAUAUGUAAAAUAUGAUAAGCCUUAUAAACAAAUCAAUAAAUCUAUUAUUAUUAUUAAUAUUAAUAAAUUAAUCAACAAUUAUUAUACAUGUAAAUCGAAAUAUUGUAUACUACCUACGUGGCUACGUCCUAUAUACUAAUUUAUUUUAAUUUAGACAAAUACCGAAUAAAAUUAAUCUUUUUUAAUUCUUUUUCUAGAAGUGUCAAUAUUAUUAAAGAAUGAUUUAGUUAAAUCAUAUUUAUGAAUAUUUGAAAUGCGUUUAAUACAUUUUGCUUGAUAUAAAUUAAAUAGAUGACGAGCAUGCUUAAAAAAUAUAUAUCUUUAGAAACUCCUGCCCAUCGCCUAAUUAAUAACAGUCCAAUAUUAUUAUCUAUUACAUAAAAAUGUUGAUUAUAUACUAUGAAAACUUUCAUUAAGUAAAAUUAACGUUUUUUUUUAUCAAAUGUAAAUUUAUACUUUUUAUGUACCUAUUUAUUUUCUAUGUUAUUAAUAACUAGGUGUUCAUACACAGCUGAGAGCUGGUUUCAACUUUUAAACUCUUAUUAUGUAGUGGGUGUACUAAUUAUAAAAAUGUACGUUAUAACCACGAUGUAUCCUACUUUAUUGUGGAAUAAUUUAUACUUAUUAUAGUGUUGGUAUUAUGUAAUAAAUCAAAUAUAAUUUAAAUAAAUAUAUUGUUCGCAAUAUUAUUCCUAUAUAGUCAAAUAAAUAUUAUAUUUUUGUUG
This is a messenger RNA of Metopolophium dirhodum (rose-grain aphid), 3844 nucleotides long. Its product is annotated as protein dimmed-like. The transcript is spliced from 4 exons. Bases 137 to 739 code for a protein of 200 amino acids. The record is from RefSeq and is a predicted model, not a curated record. Gene Ontology annotation, molecular function: protein dimerization activity. NCBI's taxonomy places the organism in Eukaryota, Metazoa, Arthropoda, Insecta, Hemiptera, Aphididae.